This is a messenger RNA of Nicotiana tabacum (common tobacco), 345 nucleotides long. Lineage: Eukaryota; Viridiplantae; Streptophyta; Magnoliopsida; Solanales; Solanaceae. The record is from RefSeq and is a predicted model, not a curated record.
AUGAAAGGUGUGAUACGGUUUGGGAAAAGAGGCAGGUUGAGCCCCAGAUUUAUAGGACCGGAUAAGAUAAUAGACCGAGUAGGAGUUGUGGCUUAUCGUUUUGCACUUCCUCCUGAGUUGACCGUUAUUUAUCCAAUUUUUCAUGUCUCAAUGCUGAGGAAAUGUAUAUCAGACUCAUCUCAGGUGAUUGAGGCCCCUGCUAUACCGCUUGAUGAGAAGUUGUCUUACAAGGAGGAGCCGAUGGCUAUUAUUGAUAGACAAAUAAGAAAACUAUGGUCAAAAGAAACUGUGUUCGUGAAAGUCUUAUGGAGAAAUCACACUAUUGAAGAAGCUACAUUGAAAUAG